GUUUUUUUUGGAUAUUUUCGGGUUCUCCGGGCAGCUUUCGCUUAGCUAAAUUUUGUUGUCUGUGUUAUCGCCGUUGGAAGCUGGAAAUGUUUCAGGCGGCUUUGGUGUUGGGCACUGCGAGCACCGGCGGCAGCUUUGCCACAUGUAAGGCGCGUGGGAGGAAGCCCAAGCACAAGGCUCCUCCUCCGACCAAGGGAAACGAUGCUCAGCUCAGGGUCAGCUUAGGCUUUGGUGCAGACCGAAGGGAGCCAUUGUGGCAAUGCGCACAGGGAUGCGGCGCUUGCUGUAAGCUUCAAAAAGGACCCUCCUUCGCCUCCCCUGAAGAAAUCUUCCAUGACCCUUCUGAUAUUCAGCUUUAUAACAGCUUGAUUGGUCCGGAUGGAUGGUGUAUACACUUCGAGAAAACCACUCGCACUUGCUCCAUUUACUCUGAACGUCCAUAUUUCUGUCGUGUAGAACCACAAAUAUUCCAAGAUUUGUAUGGGAUUGAUAAGAAGAGAUUCAACAAGGAGGCUUGCAGCUGCUGUAGGGAUACCAUUAAAGAAAUUUAUGGUGCUCAUUCAGAAGAGCUGGAUAAUUUCAGUCGUACUAUAAGGAACCAAGACUGUUCUUAGAUUGUUUCAAGUGAAGCCAAUGUUAUGUCCUGCACAUCAACAAGGAAACACUUGAAACAUCUUGAAGAUGAUUUCAUGGAUUAUUAUUACUAUCAUGAAGAAUGGUGAGAUGAAAAAAAGAAAAGAAAAAAAUAAAAAAAUAAAUGACUGUAAAAAGAGGUGUAUUUGAAACAAUUGGCUUAGCCCAACAAGUAAAUGCUCGUGUGAUCAUUCUUACAA
Molecule: messenger RNA, 833 nt
Organism: Macadamia integrifolia
Lineage: Eukaryota; Viridiplantae; Streptophyta; Magnoliopsida; Proteales; Proteaceae
Exons: 4
Coding region: 87-614 (175 amino acids)
Source: RefSeq, a predicted model, not a curated record